AUGACUGCAGAGUUGGCUAUUUGUUGGAAUGUUGUAUUUGAAGAAGAUGAUCAUCAGGAAUAUCUUUUGUAUUCAGGACAAAGUAUUACUCUACCUCCAUUAAUUCAUCCAAAUACAUGGACAGUCUGUGGAACACCCAUACAAUUUUGUGCCUCUUCAUUGUCAUCACCUGAUCUUCAAGGAUUUGAGGAAAGGUUUCAAACCAUAACCAUGAUGGAACUUUACUCUGGAAAAAGUGUGGAGGAGCUGCGUUUGGAGGAUUAUAACCAUAUGAAGAGACCAAAACCUGAAAGGUUAAAAAAAUUUAUCACAAGAAGUUUAGUUUUGAAUUAUUCAAGAGACCAUAACUCACCUUCUUGGUCAAAUUCAAGUGCUGAAAUGGAGAAUCCAAUCCCAAUGACUACAGAUUCUAUCACAAACAAUGCUCAAGAGCAACCGUCACAGAGCCCUCAUUAUUUCACCACACAACUAACAGCUGUUCCCAGAGAAGUGUCUCACCAAUCAGCUGAAGAAUCAGAGCAAGCUGUUUCAAUGGGAAAAGACCUCAUGCCCUCUCUGCAUUGGAGCAUUAUCAAGUGCAUGCAAAUCCAAAACUCUCUCCAUAAGUUAGUGUUGCUCAAACUGGGACGGAAAGCUCUCAGAUCUGAAGACCACAGAGACACUGGUUCUUAUACACCAGAGACCAGCCAUGCAGAAAGCUCUGAUGAGAAUCCAGAUGAUGAUCCAAGGGACCUAUUGUGUGAGCUUAAGGAUCCUUUAAUGGGGCUGAUGGGCAGUGCACAAAUUCAAAGAACUUUUUUUCAAAGAUUAAUCACCUUGAACUCAAUGAUUACUGAUGCAUCAGCUGAUUUAUCAAAUAAUAGUUCGUCUCCAGAAUCAUUACAAUUUGACAUACAGACCAUUUCUGCCAAUCUUGAGGAGAUUGCGCUUAAAACUAGAAUGCUUUGUCACUACGCAAGAAACCCUUUUACCAGCUUCCAAGUCAAAGCAAUGACUAGUAGGGAUGCGCUGCGAUGUGUAUGUCAGGUUAAUGGACCUGUAACCUCCCAGGUAGUCAGUAAUAGGGCGAGAGGUCAGCGGAAACUUCCUCAUGGACAUGGAAGCCUCAAAACUGUGACAGGGAGAUUUUUAUACAGAGGAGACUGGUGCAGAGGUAUGAGAGACGGUAAAGGGGAAGGCUUUAUUCUGACAGUACCACUAAAAAGUGACAGCCCAGAAGUCAAUGAACAUGGGUUUUACAUUGGUGGAUGGAAGAAUAACAUGAGGCAUGGUCAUGGAAAGAUGACGUUUGUAUCUGGUGCUAUAUAUGAAGGUUUGUGGCAGUAUGAUAAAAUGACAGGAUAUGGGAUCUUGAAGUUACCGAAUGGGACCAUUCAGGAAGGGAUGUGGAAGGAUGGAUCACUGAACGGCGUAACUCUUUUCACUUGGCCCCACGGUGUCACUGAGUACCGCGAAUACAAACAAGGCCAAGGUCAGCUGUCUACCGGUCAAAUUGACAGAGAAACUGUUUUAAAGCUUGCACAGAUGAGUUACAUAAGAUCCCAGCUCUUUUCUUUGGUUGAAAGCGUGACGAAGUUAAAAGACGAUAACUUGAACCUUAAAAGUGAACUGGGCUCUUUGAGAGCUGCUCAGGCAGUGUUGGACAGAAACUGCCAACUUGAACCUGGUCUUUCUGAAAUGCGCCAAAGUUUUGAAAUUCAACGCAAGCAGGUUUCUGAUGAACUGAGAAUAGAGUUCGAGCAGAAGUUUAAGGACGCAGAAGAGAGCAACAUGAAAAACAAUGAAAUAAUAAUCCAGCUAGAAAGAGAGCUAGAACAAUUUAAAGGAUCGGAAUUGUGCCAGAUCUGCUUUGAACGACAACGAGACUGUGUUAUUAUGCCUUGCACACAUCUGCUCUACUGUGGGAAAUGUGUGAAUGAACAUAAGAGCAAAGGUGAUUCCCGCUGCCCCGCUUGCCGCGGGCCUAUCUGUGGAGAAUUGGAAGUGAGGAAAAUGUAAGUGAGGGAGAAAAUGAAACUACUUAAAUGUUCCAAAUGGGCGCAAAGUUGAUGACUUUCGUACAAGCUGUUGAGGACAUCAUGGUGUCCCAGCAUGCAGACCGCGUUUCUUCUCUGGGCCUUGAGACUCAUUGAUCUUGGAAAACUUAGAGGAUGAAAUAGAAACAACGGGAAAAUGAAGUGGGUCAAGAAUGACAUUGCUAUUCGUGCCUUAAAUGACUUGAUUACCCCCUAGAUUUUGUGUCUGGAUGUCAGAAAAACCCUCUAUCUACGUUGGCAAAACCAGCUUUUUCGGUCUAUUUCCAUCGAACAUUAUAAACGAGAU
This is a messenger RNA of Pocillopora verrucosa, 2322 nucleotides long. NCBI's taxonomy places the organism in Eukaryota, Metazoa, Cnidaria, Anthozoa, Scleractinia, Pocilloporidae. The record is from RefSeq and is a predicted model, not a curated record.